CUUAUUUACUUCAACGUCACAUGGUGGCAAACCUUAUGUGUAACAGCAACGAUACUACCACAGUUUCCAACCGCGAUAGGAGCUGCGCUUAAUCUGAUUCAGUAUGGAUUGAAUCAAAGUAUUCCGAUGGAUUUACGCGAAGGAGAUUUUUCCGAGUUGCUUAAGAUUUCUAUCAUGAUAAAAAUGUUUAUUCUCUUUGUUAAUCAACUAAACAAGGGGGAAAGGAGGUCUAAUUAGACAGAGCGAGCGAUAAUGUCAUUCGGGAUAAUUUUAAAUAGUACGAUGAUUACUCUGAGGAACCGUAUGUUUAACCGAAUUUUCUGUGCGACAAGAGAAAUAUUGCGUUGCCGGUGACUUUUCCGGGAUCCGAGGACAUGACCAAACUCCGAGAGUUGUUUCCCUUAGGAUCAGUGAACGGCGUUUAUUAUUUUCAGUGAUGCGGAUCCUAGGCCUGACUUUAAUUUUCCUUCUGUCCCAUUUCUCAUCGUGCAUGGAAAGUGCUCACAGAGUCGGUGUUUUAGAGCAUCAAGAAAUAUCAUUUCAAGAAAUUCGCUCCUUCCUUGUGAAACUAGAUCCGUACCAUGAGUUCGACCUUGUGCGCAUUCCAUCAAGUCAUCUGGAAAUGACCUUUGACACCGUACGGAAUGCUUCAGACUUGAUCAACAAUCGGAAUAUUUCGGCUAUAAUUGGAACAUACAGUGAAACAUUUGUCCAUGCAACAUGCUUCGAAAGAGUACCCUAUAUCGUCACAUCCGGUGUUCCGCAUGACGUCAAGGAAAGUCCUUUCCUGUUAAAUAUUCUACCGGGAAUACACAGUUACGCUUUGGCAAUCAAUGACAUUAUGACGUAUUUUAACUGGAGGAGAGUGGCUAUAAUAUACGAUUGGGAAGAAGAUAUAUUGCCUCUUCACAUGUUUCGUCCUCCAGUUGUGUCUUUACUGGUUGACAGGCACCCGACUGACCUUAAGGCAUACAACAUACGUCACAAUACGUCAGAAACGUACGUCAGAGGGAUCCUUAAGGACGUCCGUAGCAGAUUCAUUGAACGAAUAAUAGUGAUAUGUUCAUCAACAAAUACAAAAAUCGUUUUAACGCAGGCUUUAUAUCUUAGCCUACUUUCCCGUCCAUAUGCUUGGCUAGUUGCAAAUGUGGGGACAGAUGUAGCUGCCUUAGACGAUUAUUUAGAUUCCCGCGCUAACUUGACGUCACUUCUCCUCAUGAUCAACAGUAGCCCGGAUGACUGUGCCUUGGAGACGGUUGAUGUAUCUCUGUCUAAUGCCGUCCUUCACGACGCCUUCAAGGUUUAUAUGAACAUUCUAGAACAACAUGUCAGCAAAAACAGACUUCAGAUGAGGAAGGCUCUACGAAAUAAUGAUUUUAACAUGAGAAAUAUCCGUGUUCAUGGAUGUACUGGUAAACUGUCCUUUUCUAAAAAGGGGGUCAGAAAUGAGACGUAUCUGCAGCUGAAAUCUCUGGCUACCAGUAGAAAUGGAACGACCCAUUUAUUUCAGUACGGAACAUGGAGGAGUGGCAAAAACCGGGUUAGGGAGCGGAUCCAACCAUCACAGUCUUAUACGUCGAUGAUGAAGAGGGAUGAGCAGGAUGUGUUUUCAGAUGGGAGAAUAAGAGUCACAACAAAAUUGGAAGAACCAUUUGUUCAGUGGAAGAAUGAUUCCGGAAUCGGCAACAAGACAACAGACAUAGGUGAUCAACUAGAGGGUUUUCUUAUAAGUAUAUUUGAAAAGUUGGCGGAAGAGCUAGGUUUCUCCUUCAAUAUAAGUCUAGUACCCGACGGCAAGUAUGGAAGCUACAAAGGAAAAAAACGAGGAUGGACUGGAAUGGUUCGACAACUUUUGGAUAACAAGGCAGAUAUUGCUCUAGCACCUUUCCAAAUAACUCCAUCACGUUCCAGAGUUGUGGACUUUACAAAGCCAUUCAUGACAAAAGGAACGAGCUUGGUUGUGAAAAAACCCGAAAGAAGUGUAUCUCCCUUUCAGUUUCUAAUGCCUUUAUCCCAUGUAGUUUGGAUUACCAUAUUUGUGGCGUACUUAUUCACUGCUUUGAUGCUUUUCGCUGUAAGUCGUGUGAACUCUGAUAAAAAUGAACGCUGUUUAAACAAUUUUCGUGAGAGUUUCUGGUAUAUAUGGGGAACUUUACUACGUGGAAAUCUAACAGAGUCUCCGACUGGAAUAUCUAGCAGAAUUGUCAGCAGUGCGUGGUGGUUCUUCUCUCUAAUUGUGAUUUCUGUAUAUACGGCCAACUUAGCGGCUUUUCUGACAAUUUCUAAUGCCCACAUGCCUAUUACAUCCGCUGCCGAUCUUCCCAAACAGAAUGAUUACAAUUAUGGUACUGUCGAAGGUAGCCAAAUAGAGAACUUCUUUAGCCAAACUAAUAUUAGCCACUACCAGGCUAUGUAUGCUCACAUGAAAAUAACAGAAGGAGCAAUUGUGAGAAGAGUGGAGGAUGGGUUUUUUAAAUGUAGUCAAGAAAAAUAUGCUUUUUUAUGGGACUCUCCAAUCAUCCGUCACGCAAUUUCUAGUGAUUGUAGUUUAAUGGAGAUAGGGAGUCCAUUUGACCUGAAAGGAUAUGGAAUGGCAGCGAGGAAACACUCUCCAUAUACAGAGAAACUUUCACUUGGAAUUUUGAAAUUGAAUGAUAAUGGAGUGUUGUACAAGCUGGAGGGCAAAUUUUUUGGUAUUCCUACAUGUCCGGAUCCCCGUUCCAGUGCCAAGAGUCAAGAGAUUAAAAUGGGUGUGGCCUCUGGGAUGUUCUAUGUUCUGACAGGAGGCUGUGUACUGGCUUUGGUUGUAUUCGUCAUUGAAUGGUUGCACCAUAAGCGUUCCAAGAAGCAAGCUCGUGAGGAUAAACAGGAGCUAAAUAGCAAGCCCGAAGAAAACAGUGUUCAUAAUCACGUAGACAGAAAUACGUUUCUAGAUCUAGGGAGAGACAAAGAUGAAGAACUUAUCACUGUUUUAACGAGAACGUUGAGCAUCGGAGAAAAUUCGAUCCAUAGCAGAUGGCAAGGCGAACAUCUAUAACAGAAACGACCAAAUAUUGCAACGUCUUCCACUCACAAGUUUCUCAAUUGUGAUCAAGAGUACAUUUGUUCUCAUUGUUUUAUCAGGGUAUUCCCAAAUGUCAUAUUCACAAAAUGGUUGUUAUGUGUUAGGGUAGUUGAGAGGGAUAGAAUGUUGUGUUGAAUGAGAAGACAAAUGAGUUAAAAGUUACAAUGUAUAUGCAAAUUGGUUUCUCGUCUUGAUGCUAUAGUAAAUUACCCAUUUUGUUCGUGCAUCUCAGGAAAUGAUCACCUUGUAUCUUUGUGUUUGUUUCAUCUAAUUUCACUUUCAUUAUGAUGUGAGGUUCAUAUGACCCCCGAUAUAUAUGGGGUCUUUUAGACUUAUAUUACUUUGUAUAUCUCGAAUGUGUAUACCUCACAUUAGCGUUAUGGCUGUCUUUGUUAUUCAACGUUAGACAGGAGACUUAACUUCACAACUCUGACUGAUUUUAUUUUCCAUUUCAUUACAAAUGUAACCCUUCUUUAGAACUUCUUGACUAAUUCAACCUCCGGUAUAUAUCUAGCUAUAAUAAUAAUAAUGAUAAAGCCUUUAUUUAUCCAGGAUUACAUGUUUAGCGAUAACGCUAGUUUUCAAUAUGGUCCUGCAUAUAACAUACAUACAGACAUAUAUUAGUAAAAAUAAACACAGAUUAAAAGAAGUAGAGUACAUAUAAACUUAAGAAAGAAUUAUGAAUGUAAGAUAAAUAUGAACAACAUGAAGCCUAAAAAAAAGUAUGGUGAUGAUCUCCAAGAUAAUUUCUCUAAAAACACACAACACUUGUUGAGUUCCGUAUAUAUUCACUCAAGGCAUUCCACAUAGUGCUCCCUGAAACGCUGAAAGGUCUUCUAAAGAAAUGCUGUUUUGCCCUGGGUAUAAACAAUAUAUUUGAAUUAGAAUUUCUAGUUUGCCUCUGACUGACUUCUGAUACAUAUUUAAAAACAUUUAAAUAAUCUGGCAUUAAACCAUGUAAAACUUCAUACACUAAAAUUAUUUUUCUAUAGACAAAGUAAUCCGACGAAGCUAUGAAAUAUCUUCAUUGAUAGUUGUGCAAUGCUUUUUUAUAGAUGCACUUUGCUCAGAAAAUGGUUUUUUGGAACCUUAAAGCAUUGUCAGAUAUUGCAAUACAUGUACCAAAACCGAUAAUCAUUUCUUAUCCCAAUAACCUUAGACUUAUCCAGAAGUCAUCAUCUAGAGACUUUAGAAUCACUUUUGACAUGGGCGAGUAACAGAUGUAAUAAACAUCAUUAGGAAAAAGUAUUCCAUAAUAAAACUAAUUUACCAUUGGACAUUUAAAUAUAACAACUCGAUCGGAUUUUUUUUCGAAAAAAUUUAAUCUUGGGGAUUAAUUUCUCCUGUAAGUUUUUAAAAACCCUUUAGAAAGUCUUCUUGGAUCUAAGUUCCUAUAGCAAAAUAUAAUGUCUAAGAAAUUGAAAUGUAUUCAAUGAUACAGCACUUUCUAGUCGGCUUGAAAAAUCUUACUGAGAACAAACUUAAGAAAUUCAAAUUUCCUACAGAACACAAUUAUUUCAGGAUUUUCACUAAAAUUUCCUCUGUGUUUUCCCUACUCUUGAUAUUCUAUUUUUAUGUAGUAUUUGAGAUCAGUUAUUGGUUGAUAUCUUUACUUUUUCAUAUUAAAAUGCUUAUACAAAAUCAUUUUUUCCUAUUGGAUUUUUAAAAAAGAAGGUUAUUACAUGCAUCGUAUCUGUCACAUCAAAGUCACCUACGACAAGGGUAGUUCUAGAUUAUGUAGAUGAGCGUCCAGCAGAUGACACAUGUGGAAUUCAUGAAAAUCCAUGUGAUAUUGGGUACAACUUUGGCUUUAUCUCCGAAAUUGUCCAUCAUUACACAAAUGUAACUCACACCUGUGAAAUCUUUUUUUAACACGAAGUGCGGUGACAUACCCCACACUUCAUAAUGGAAUCAUAUCAGAAGCUUACCUAUUUGAUAUUUGAACAGUUUAUGCACUUUAUUCUGAAAAUGGUACGCUUGAACUUCAUUUUGUAAAAUGAUUAUGAAUAAUUUCGGUUAUUCAAUGUGUCCAGAUGUUCUUUUUAUAUUUAUUUCCAUAAAACAGUGGAAAUAAUGAUUGUAUAUUCAAUCAGUAAGAAUAUAAUACAAGGAUUUACAAUCCCAUGAAUCAUUAUUCCAGAUGGUGAGAUUAUCGCAUCAUGUUUUAUGAUAAAAUGAUGAAAUGCCAAAAAUAUUAGUUUGUCAAACUGUUGAAUCAUAAAUCUGGUGGAUGAUUUAAGGGUGAUUAAAUAACAAGUAGGAGUAUUCAUACAAGCUUGUUUACACACAAUGGAUUAUUUGAAUAAUAUCAUUAGUUUUGUUUCCCAAGGUAUUUUUAAUCAGUAUUUGGACUGUAUGAAGCUGCAGUUUCAUAGAAAAUAUGUCAUUCGAAAUUGAACGUCUCAAAUUUACAGGGUUGCUCUUUGUAUCGGCCAUUUGUCGUUCAUUCAAUAUGUUAUAGCCAUUGUAAAUAGAUUCAGAGUAUAUGACGCAUUAUUUAAACUUUGAGCGAAAUUAUACAUCGAUAUUCUUAUUUCAAGCAUUAAGUGUCUCAAUAAAGGGUUUAAUUUGUCCAUACAAUUACAUAAUUGUCUACAGCCUUAGUUUGUUUCAGAGAUAGUUAAACAAUGUUACAAUCCUCGCAUUAUUUGCUACCUCAUAAGUUUUAAAUUGAGUUUUUUGUCACGAUUCUUUAUGUAUUACAUUGAUUUCGGUAUUGUUUAUUGUGUCAUGCUAAGAAAACAUUAAUCAUAUGAAAAAGGGAUUAAUUAGCCUCAGUCUCCAAGUGAAAGCUCUUAUAUUAUUUUUCCUGUUUAAAUACAAUAUUCCAUAAAUAAAUAGUUCAUUACUUGUACAAACACUAUCCUAAUAGUUUUAAUUGAACUUGGAUUGAAUUUGAGCAAAAACAGGUACCACAUGAUUUUAUAUUGAAGUGUAUUUUAUCUUAAUUGUGUUCUCGUGAGCUAGUUGGGCAUUAUUGGUUUUGUACAUUUUCGUAUACGAAUCUGAAUAAGAUUUGGACUAUUGAUACAUUUACGUGCCUUAAUAAAAUGUUUUACUUGCAC
Molecule: messenger RNA, 6129 nt
Organism: Ostrea edulis (European flat oyster)
Lineage: Eukaryota; Metazoa; Mollusca; Bivalvia; Ostreida; Ostreidae
Product: glutamate receptor ionotropic, kainate 2-like
Exons: 14
Coding region: 437-3037 (866 amino acids)
Biological process (GO): modulation of chemical synaptic transmission; monoatomic ion transport; synaptic transmission, glutamatergic
Cellular component (GO): plasma membrane; postsynaptic membrane
Molecular function (GO): glutamate-gated receptor activity; transmitter-gated monoatomic ion channel activity involved in regulation of postsynaptic membrane potential
Source: RefSeq, a predicted model, not a curated record